Gryllus bimaculatus (two-spotted cricket) is the source of this 449-nucleotide messenger RNA. The record is from the annotation of a GenBank genome assembly. NCBI's taxonomy places the organism in Eukaryota, Metazoa, Arthropoda, Insecta, Orthoptera, Gryllidae.
AUGCACCGGCACUUCACGCGGUGGCGGCUGGGCGGGGCCGUGCGCAACGGGGCGGCUUCGACUGUCGUAGCUGGGAAGUACUCCGUAUUGGUACUUAACAUAGAGUAUUCUCGUAGUCUGGACAUGCAGCCACCACUUCACGCAGCUUGCACUCCGCGUCGGGAGCGGGUGGAGGUGUGGACUGCUGCUCAACGCUUGGGCGUAGUUUGGAAAAUUAUCACAGCAUUUCCCGGACAAAUGGAAAAUCAAAUGAGAAAUCUUCUCAAAAAUGUAUUUAAGAAAUCUCACACGAGUUGCAUCGAGUCCUGGUGCAGUUUUAAGACUUUAAGGCAAAACAAUAAAUGGACUAAUUCACGACGAGUAUGGCGGACUAUCGAGGUGAAUGAUUGAACUGGGAAGAAGACUUUAAUAUUUUUCUGAAGCGCGGACGUCAAAGUAAGUCACUUCCA